AUGUCCUCAAAAAGCGAUAGUAUUAAGGAUAAUGAAAAACUGCUAGAGCUACUAGAUUCCAUCGAAGAGCAGUUUUUAGUGCCAUACAAAAAACCAGAAGACUUCCGUAAAAUUUCCUCCACCACUAAACUACAGGAUUCCACACCAAUCAAGGAACUAGGAAAAUUAGCCUCCGUGUUAAAAGCGCAUUGCACAAAGAUUGGUAUCGUCUGCAAACCAGGUACUUUCGAUAGCAAUCAUAAAGUCGUCUUCACUGAAAUUCAGAAUCUUAGCACGCCAUUAUUCUUCCUACUAAGUUUAUUUCCUUUAUUUUACAGAAACAAGGAUUACCCAAAGUUCUUUAUAGAUCAACUUGACGAAAGCACACUGCAAUUGCUUGACGGUUUAAGAGAAUUAGUUUCGGAACUACAAACAAGAUUGAAAAAUGAAGAGGAUGCAUCUCUGGAUAAAGAGAGGUUGACUUCCGUUGGUAAAAUAUUUAAUGCGUGCGACUUUCUCUCUAAUUGCUCCAAAGUUGGAUCUUAUGGAAUUCUUGCCAAUAUUCUGAAAGGGAACAUAGCCAUAAUGGAUGAUACAUUGGAUGAGAUAAAAGAAUGGCUUGAGGAGCCUGACUUUUCAGCAAACUCAAACGACGUAUUUUUGAAUUUUGAUGAUUCGGAAUCUGAAACUGAUGCGGCAGAGGAAGAUUUUGAUCAGCAAAAGGUAUAUGAAAGUAUAAAAUCGUUCUUCGAUGAUUUUGUGAAGAAAAUAAUGCUGAUUAAAUUGCUUGUAUCAACGUUCAAAAAAACUCUAGUCUCAAAAGAUUUCAAACCCAAGAGUAUCCAAUCAGACACUUUAGACAGUCUACACUUAUCCUUCAAGGAAGUACAGUUGCUUUUAGAUGAAGUGGUGUCCACGCUGCAGUUUGAGCCAAAAAAAUUUAGCGCUGAGGAAGUGAAGGAAGAACAGGCUGCUUUGGCUACAGUAAUUAAAAAAGCUCUUGUGCAAAUGAAGAAACUUUAUGAAAACGAUGUCAAAAGAAGAAAAUGGAUCGAGAUAUGGGAGACAAAAUUCAACCAACUGCCUUAG
This is a messenger RNA of Saccharomyces mikatae IFO 1815, 1068 nucleotides long. RefSeq lists its product as uncharacterized. The coding region runs from base 1 to 1068 and encodes 355 amino acids. Lineage: Eukaryota; Fungi; Ascomycota; Saccharomycetes; Saccharomycetales; Saccharomycetaceae. The record is from RefSeq and is a predicted model, not a curated record. Gene Ontology annotation, cellular component: nucleus. Gene Ontology annotation, biological process: regulation of cell cycle. The transcript has a single exon.